Vitis riparia (riverbank grape) is the source of this 1154-nucleotide messenger RNA. RefSeq names its product MLP-like protein 34. Gene Ontology annotation, biological process: defense response; abscisic acid-activated signaling pathway. The record is from RefSeq and is a predicted model, not a curated record. The transcript has 5 exons. Bases 1 to 990 code for a protein of 329 amino acids. NCBI's taxonomy places the organism in Eukaryota, Viridiplantae, Streptophyta, Magnoliopsida, Vitales, Vitaceae. Gene Ontology annotation, molecular function: abscisic acid binding; signaling receptor activity; protein phosphatase inhibitor activity.
AUGGCUCAGAUAGCUAAGAUGGAAGCCCAAGUAGUGAUAAAGUCCCCUGCCAAUAAGUUCCACGAGGUCUUGAUCAGCGAAGCUCAUCUCCUUCCCAAGGCCUGCCCCGACAAAAUCAAGAGCAUCGAAGUGGUUGAAGAUGAUUGGAAGAGUGUGGGUUGUGUCGAGCUCUGGACUUACUGUAUCGGAGCCAAGCACACCACCUUCCUAAUAUCUGCUCCGAUAAAAUACACAAAAUCGAGGUACAUGAAGGUGACUGGGAGACUCAGGGAUCCGUCAAGCAUUGGAGUUACACCAUUGGAGGGAAUUCUAAGAGUAUUAAGGAGACUGGAAUCAAUAGAUGAAGAGAACAGGUCCAUCACGUUCAAGGUUUUGGAUGGGGAGCUGUUGAACGACUACAAGAGCUACAAGUUCACCACACAAGCGAUACCAAAGGGGGAGGGCUGCUUGGUGAAAUGGACCGCUGAAUAUGAGAAGGCAAGUGAGGAUGGAUCAGAUCCCCGUGGCUACCUGGAGCUUGCAGUUAAUAUCACCAAAGAUAUCGAAACCUUGGCUAGUUACUAUCUGGUUUCCAAAGAAAGAAGAAAUGAGUUCUACGAGGUCUUCAGCAGCAAAGCUCAUCUCAUUCCCAAGGCCUGCCCUGACAAAAUCAAGAGCAUCGAAGUGGUUGAAGGUGAUUGGAAGAGUGUGGGCUCUGUCAAGCUCUGGACUUACUGUAUCGGGGCAAAUACUUCAUCUAGCAAGGAGAGGGUGGAAAAGAAAGACGAUAAGAACAAGUCCAUCACUUUCAAGGCCCUGGAUGGAGAGGUCAUGAAGGAUUUCAAGAGCGUCAUCUCCAUCCUUGAAGUGAGUGCAAAGGAUGACGGCAGCCUGGUGAAAUGGACUUUGGAAUAUGAGAAGUCAAAUGAGAAACUCCUACCUCCAGAUGCUUACCUCAGCCUUGUAAUUAGUAUGAGUAAAGAUAUCGACGCUUACCUUCUCAAGGCAUAAGCCGCAUAACAAGCCCUAUAUCCUUGACUUGAUUAGCCUGGGUCCUCCUGGGAAUAACGGAGUUGCUAUGCGUACCUCCAUAUUAUAUUAUCGACACCUACUGGCUACUGCUGUACUCCAUGUAACUUCUUUCUGUACUUAAUUAUAUGAGCUUCCUGAAUUAA